AUGAUGGAGCUGCGGGAAGUUAACGAACUCGAACAGCUAGAUGAUUUUGAAAGGUACUCAUGGACGAGAACUAUCAGAGAUCGUCUAGAUCCUUUCACAACAUGGAGCGGUACAGGUUUCAAGCGCCGAUACCGUUUCUCGAAGGACACCGUACGGUUCAUUAUCGACACUGUGCGGCCUGACCUGCCGGCGAGCGAACUCAACUGUGCGAUCGCACCGGAGCUGCAAGUGCUUAGCGCGUUGCGAUUCUUCGCAAAGGGCUGCUAUCAGGACGACGCCUCCGACAUGCACGGGUUCAGUCAACCCACGCAGUCAUGGAUCGUCAGAAGAGUUGCCGAAGCCCUAGCCAGCAGGCGGUCCACUUUCAUAAAAUUUCCGCUGUCCCCAGCUGAGCAAGAAGGAGCAAAGCACAAAUUCCAGAGAAGAUUUAGCUUCCCAUUGACCUUGGGUGUUAUAGAUGGCACCCAUGUGCGGAUUAAGAGCCCUGGCGGACCGACUGCACAGAUGUAUGUCAACAGGAAAGGAUAUCACUCUCUGCGGAGUAGCAGUGUGCAAAGAUGCAAGUGUUGUGCUGAAUCGGCAUGGCUAUAG
Messenger RNA from Ornithodoros turicata, 591 nucleotides. RefSeq names its product putative nuclease HARBI1. Lineage: Eukaryota; Metazoa; Arthropoda; Arachnida; Ixodida; Argasidae. The record is from RefSeq and is a predicted model, not a curated record. The transcript has a single exon. Bases 1 to 591 code for a protein of 196 amino acids.